CUACCAUUUACCAGCGAGAGAAGAAGAACAACAAAAGCAGCCACAUAUUUUCAGGGUAGCAACACACACAUCAUCAUCUCCUGUCUCUGGGUUUACAGUUCCUCUGACCCACAAAAAUGUGACUGAAACCAAAUAGAGUUUUGCGAUCUGAAGGCGUGUGUGGAGUAGUAGUUUGUCAGAUGUAACGCUGUUAUUUGUCUUCCAUUGUUUGUGAAUAUUGCAGCUAAGCUAGCCCGGAGGUUAGCUCUUUUUUAACCUGCUCUAACCCAGGAUAAUCAUCCGGUGUUUACCUGUCUUUAGUUACCCAACACCUCUCCCUCACCCUGUCCGCUGCUGAGCAUCCGGGUAAUAAGUGAUGGGGAGUCUGAGCAGUAGGUUCCAGUCCCCGUCUCAGGGACAAGAGGAGGCUGCUGAGGGCAUAAGUACUAGCCACAAGCAUGGCUGUGAUUGUAAGAAGAGGAAACGAAAUGCCCAGUGUGACUGUGACAGUGAACAAGAGGAGGACGAUGCCAUUUUAGAUACACCUCGCAGGAAGAAAUUGAAAAGCACAUCCCGAUACAUUUAUCAGACUUUGUUCCUAAAUGGAGAAAACAGCGAUAUUCGCAUCUGUGCUCUGGGACAGGAGUGGAACCUCCACAAAGUUUAUCUGUGCCAGUCAGGGUAUUUCUCCAGCAUGUUCAGUGGUUCUUGGAAAGAGUCCAACAUGAUGGAAAUCAACUUGGAGAUCCCUGAUCAGAACAUCGACACUGAAGCUCUACAAGUCGUAUUUGGAUCGUUGUACCGGGAUGAUGUUCUUAUCAAGCCCAGCAGAGUUGUCAGUAUACUUGCCGCUGCUUGUAUGCUACAGCUGGAUGGCUUGAUCCAGCAGUGUGGCGAGACCAUGAAGGAAAACAUCAGUGCGAAGACUGUGUGUGGCUUCUAUGCUUGUGCCAGCAUCUAUGGCUUGGAUUUAGUAAUGAAAAAGUGUCUUGAGUGGCUUCUAAACAACCUGAUGACCCACCAAAAUGUCGACCUGAUGAAAGAACUUGGGACAGAAAUAAUGGAGCAGCUCAUCCAGUCCUCUGACCUGUUUGUCAUGCAGGUAGAGAUGGAUGUGUACACUGCUCUGAAAAAGUGGAUGUUUCUGCAGCUCAAUCCGUCCUGGGAUGGCCCGAUCAAGCAGCUUCUGGCUGACGCUGACGCCUGGCUUUGCAAACGCAGGACAGACCUGUGUGAACAAGAGCCUUUCUUGAACACAGAGGAGGGUGAAUCUUUUUGUUCAGUGUUCAAAUAUGUCCGUCUCCAGUACAUCAUCAAUGAUCUUGCAUCCGCGCGCAUCCUGGAGAGAGACAAUAUUUUGCCCCCUGAUUGGCUAACGUCAGUGUACAAAAACCAGUGGUUCGCUAUGCUCCGGACAGAAUUUGACAAUGAUAACGGUCCACAGGAAGCAAACAAAGAUGAGUUUGAGCUGAGCAGUAUGAGGUGUGGUAGGAAACUCACUAAAGAUGGAGAUUACUGCUGGCGCUGGACAGGCUUUAACUUUGGUUUUGAUCUGCUGGUGACCUACACAAACCGCUUCAUAGUCUUCAAAAGAAAUACUCUGAGUCAGCCAUGUGGGGGCGCUGUGAGUCUGCAACCUCGAAGGCAUCUGGCAUUCAGGUUACGUCUUGCUUCCUUCGAUAGCCGUGGAAAGUUGGUCUGCAGUCGCUCAACAGGUUACCAGCUCCUCACCCUUGAGAAAGACCAGGAGUAUGUUGUGAUGAACCUGGACAGCCGGUUGUUGACAUUCCCCCUCUACGUGUGCUGUAACUUCCUGUAUACGUCGCCUCAUACUGACCCUCGUCCAGAUUCCUCAGAACAGGAAAGCUCUACUCGCACCGUGUCUUGAUACACGUUCAGCUGCCAUUAACUGCAACUAUCCCUCUGGGAACGUGGAGACUCUGGCACACUCUUGUACGUACAAUCCACCGCCACAUAUACCAUCACGCUGACAUUGGACAUACCAUCUGCAUGCUUGUGUGACACAGUGAGGUGUAUGAGGUACAUUGUUUCCAUCCGUGUAUUCUGUGUUUAGGCACAUUGACAGUUUGAUUCACAUGCAUGGGGUUUCCAGCGUUAUGGAGGUAGUGGCCAGGAGGUAUCAGGCCACCUCUGUAUUCAGUGCAGCUUCAAACUUUCGACCUCUGCCAUGAACUGAGUGCACUGGGAGGUCAGACUACCCCCAAAUCACACAUCUCAAUUUAUCCAUGUCUGGGCAUUAUCAUCCUACAAUUUGGGAACAUGAGAAAUCUCCAGUGGAUGAAACUUUUUUUACUGGCCUUUACUGACUUGUGAAGGAUGUUUCACGUGUGUUGCUCGUUCGGACCAAUAUGUAAAUCGAUUGUGGUCAUAGGUGUGGCACUGCAUUCAAAAACUCACCUGUCAUUUGUAAUGAUUUGAAUCAAGAACAGACCAUGUAUGCCAACAGAGUUGUAAACAAUCUGGACAUGUUAUUUCACUUGACUUGUGACUGUACAAUAUAUGCCAACACUUGAAGCCUGUAACAAGAGUUAACUGAGAGAGAGAGAGAGACACAGCCUCUCUGCAACGGCUGCUGUUGAACAUCAGCUGCUAGAGAUUUAACGUCAUACCUGCUGUUACAUUGGUACACAACCCUGCACUACAAGUUGAACGGUCAAAUAAAAGGCAUGUGAUGACUACACAAGGUAACUGAUAGAUGCCGUAAGAGCAGGAAUUUAAGCCUUUUUUUGUCCCUUUCUAACGGCUUGGGGUCCAUCUCCCUAAGUAUUAAGUUUGACAUGUCUCUGUAUUUCUAAUUCAAAACAAAAUGCUUUAUGUGCGUAAGUGUACGAAAGACAUUAUGCAUUUUAAAACCAGAGCCGCUUCUGUUAAUACUUUUAAAUCAGAAAGUCCACCAACUCUUCUGUAAACUGGAGAAAACAGCUCCCAGAAUAUACCCAUUAACUACUAUCCCUGUACUUUGUAAAUAACAUUUACUGCCAUAUUCCAAUUAUAUCAAACACUGCAUUCAAGUUAUAAAAGUAGAGUUGAAAAUCCCAAGUUACUCUUUUGAUAUUAUAGAUGUACCAAAGGUCAAGGUGUUUCUUUGUUUUUUAUUUAUUUUCUACUAAAUUUGUAUGAUUUUUUUUUUUCAAAAAAAAUAUGUAUACAAUUCUCAACAGCCAAUGAAAACUGCCCCUUCACUUCAGCUGUGGUGCUAUCCCAUGAUCCUCUUUUUUCCAAUAUAUAAGAUUUGAACCAACACAAUGGGUUGUGGGGUUUGCAUUAUAUUUACAGUGUGUUUGCUUCUUGAAUUGUUCCAUGUAAAAAGUUCUAUUGCAGUUACCUACAGUGUUGCCUUUCUUGUACCAUUUGUAUAUAUGAGACAGUAAAUGGAUCAUUAAAAUAUAUAAGAAAGCAUAA
Molecule: messenger RNA, 3402 nt
Organism: Eleginops maclovinus (Patagonian blennie)
Lineage: Eukaryota; Metazoa; Chordata; Actinopteri; Perciformes; Eleginopidae
Gene: gmcl1
Product: germ cell-less, spermatogenesis associated
Exons: 15
Coding region: 356-1867 (503 amino acids)
Biological process (GO): germ cell development
Molecular function (GO): protein binding
Source: RefSeq, a predicted model, not a curated record